CAACACAGAUGGAUCCCAUGGCGAGACAUGGUGUGAUGAUGAUCUUCAUGGCCUCUUUGGUGUGGAUUAAAUGUUCAGCAGCACCAAUGGAGUGCCACUUCAACUCUCAAGCUCUGUGUGAGUAUGAUGGGAAGCAGUACUCUAUGGGAGAGAGCUGGAUGGAGCAGGGCUGUGUGCAGUGCACCUGCCUGCACCCCGUGGGAGUGGGAUGCUGCGAAACUGUGCAUCGGCCUGUGGACUUUCCUCCCUGGUGUGAAGUUCGGGUUGAAUCUCUGACCUGCCAGGUCACACUGGUGAUGACCUCUGAUCCCCGCCUGCCCUGCAUUCCUGGAGAAGAGAACAAUAUUGAUCCAAGACAUGGAGCACUCAACAUGAAACUAGAAGGUUAGCAUGGAGGAAGACUUCAAACCACAAUUCACCUGCCUGUCAGCUAACAUCUGUCUCACUAUUACGUGAGGUGCAAUAUUACUUCUAUAGCACUUGUAUUCUCAAAGCAUAACCAUUACCAUUUAAGUUCUCAGUUUAAAGGAAAAUAGGAUGUGGUUGACAUGUAUAGCAUGUAGGAGAGGAAAGCAUUCUUUUAUGCAUUUGAAUAAUGUACUGGAGAGACAGAUGGGAAGUUUUAUAUUUGUUUGGAAUGUUACGCAUUGUGUAUAUUAAUUUGUGCUUGUUCUACCAUGCUAUUAUCACAUCACUAUAACACAAACUAUUAGCACCGUAUGUCCUGUUAUUAUCUCUUUUACAGCUCAUUGCCUAAAUAGCCAAGAUAUUUUUUCAUGGAGUUCAGGGAGCAAAAUUAAAUGUGUAUUCCCUGUUAAAUAGUUGUAACAACAACAACAACAAAAAACUCUUUAUGAGAC
Cyprinus carpio (common carp) is the source of this 860-nucleotide messenger RNA. RefSeq names its product microseminoprotein, prostate associated 1 (gene msmp1). Lineage: Eukaryota; Metazoa; Chordata; Actinopteri; Cypriniformes; Cyprinidae. The record is from RefSeq and is a predicted model, not a curated record.